Molecule: messenger RNA, 5427 nt
Organism: Ahaetulla prasina
Lineage: Eukaryota; Metazoa; Chordata; Lepidosauria; Squamata; Colubridae
Gene: INPP1
Product: inositol polyphosphate-1-phosphatase
Exons: 7
Coding region: 376-1512 (378 amino acids)
Biological process (GO): phosphatidylinositol phosphate biosynthetic process
Molecular function (GO): inositol-1,4-bisphosphate 1-phosphatase activity
Source: RefSeq, a predicted model, not a curated record
CACGCCCAGCAGCACAACAAGGACAGAUUGGAGGAUCCGCCUCCUUCCUUAGACCCAACGCUUAGCCACACAUACACGAUCAAUGAGUUUGCUAUACUAUCCAAAGUCUCUUUUGCUCCGCAACGGACGUGGCUAAAAAAAACAAACCUACGUCCAGCUGUAGCCCCAGUCAGAAGACAAUCCGGCGAGGAAGCAAGGGAAAAGGCGUGUUGUUCGGUCGCCUCCAACCCUCGGAUUGACCCCGCGGCUGAUCGGAGCUUCAUAGCGGACGCAGCCAGCCAGGACCCCAUAGAAUCUGACAACAGCCAUUAGAAUAUUAAAGGACGUGUUCUUGCACAGGAACAGGAAUCUCAAAUACAAAGCCCAAAGAAGAGCAUGACAGCUCUUCUGAGGAGUCUGCUGGCUGCCUCAGAGAAAGCUGCCUGCAUUGCCCAGCUAUGUCGCCAAGAGGAGGCCCUCUUCAGCCUACUCAUCGAGGAGAAGAGAGGUGUAGACAAGAAUAAGAAGUUCUUGCAGGACUUCAAGACAUUGGCAGACGUGCUAAUCCAAGAAGUCAUCAAACAUGACGUGGGAAAAGAGUUUCCAGAACUACAAGAUCACAUUUGUGGCGAGGAGUCCAACAAAUUUGAAAAUGGCCUUGGCGAGAUUGUAGUGGUGCAGGUUUGCCCCACCCAACAGGAAACUGCUGCCCUGCUGCAGAAAGUCCUGGAUCGGAAACAGACGGCAGCUGAAUUGUUGGCAGCUGCUGUUCAUCAGGAAGUAGUGCUUUCAGACUCAGCACUGGACAAUGUGGAUGUGACCAUCUCCACAGAGAGCUUGGCUGUAUGGAUUGACCCCAUAGAUUCCACUAAUCAGUACAUUCGUGGGUGUGGCGACGUGAUGCCUGUGAAUGGCAUCUAUCCAUCUGGACUUCACUCAGCGCUUGUGCUGAUAGGAGUAUACAACCGGCAUUCGGGUGAGCCCGUCCUUGGCAUCAUCAAUGAGCCUUUCUUCCGGGAGGAGCUGACAGCACACAGGUGGCAGAGCAAAUACCAUUGGGGCAUUUCCUAUGGAAGCACCAAGCUAAGCUCGCUGAGCCAACCCCGGCAGCAGCCUUCCCCCUGCGUGGUGCUGAGCAGCAAUGAGACCACCGUGUUGCAGAAAGCGCUGGCCCCUCUAUACGGUGAGAGGCUCUGCUUUGCUUCAGGUGCUGGCUACAAGAUGCUGUGUGUCGCCCUCGGCCUUGCCGAUGCUUAUGUGCUUUCAGAAGGCAGCACCUUCAAGUGGGACUCGUGUGGCCCCCAUGCCAUUCUGCGAGCCCUCGGGGGAGGCAUCGUCGAUCUUUCAGCAGCCCUGCGGCUUUGGCGUGCUGGGCAACACAAGAAUUUGCCCGAACUGACCUAUAACAAGCCCAUAGAGGGCGCUGUGGGUGCUGAGCGCUGGGCAAAUCAAGGAGGGCUUAUAGCCUACAUCUGCCACAAGCAUCUUGAGGCUGUGAUGGUCACACUAGCAAACGCGACAGAUACUUUCUAAAACACAGCCCUGUCAGUGCAAAUUAGUGGGAGCAUUUGCCUGUGUAUGAGGGGAAGAAGGCAGUCUCUAAGUGAGGAAGGAUAAGAUUCUUAAUUUUUUUUAAAGGACCAAUCAAAGGUUUAUGGUGGCACCAUGCCAGGCUAGGAUAGGAAUGGUACAAAUGUCAUGCUUUUUGACCGCCUGCUUUUCCAUGCCAGCUGCAUCUAUAAAAUUUCCACUUCGCAUGGGCGCGCAGUAGAGGAAGUAUUUCUUAAAUCGUUCCCCUUCUGUUCUUCUUGGUGUAUCAUUUUUCUUGUGUGGGUAAUGGGUAUCAUAAAUACAUAGCAAACAUGCAUUGGGACCAUUAAAUAAUCUCUGUUUAGGAACCCUUUAUGUUUAGCAUGGGGUACAGCUCAAGAUUUCUUGCUGCUGCUUUCUGGAUAGGUACAAUUUUUGCAAGGCUUUUGAUGCGCAGACCAGGAGCCUUAAUGGCGCGGUGGUUAAAGUGCAGUAUUGCAGGCAAACUGCCCAUAUGUUAGAGUUCAAUCUUGUUGGGCUCAAGGUUGACUCAGCCUUCUAUCCUUCCGAGGUUGGUAAAAUGAGGAUCCAGAUUGCUGGGGUCAAUAUGCAAAUAAUAUGUCUACAUUGUAAACUGUCCAGAGAGUGCUGUAAAGCACUAUGGGGCCGUAUAUAAGCUUAAAUGCUAUUGUUAUUAAAUAGUAGCAAAGCAUAUUCUGACAAUGUCCCCAAUCUGUCUUGACCUUUGGGCCUGAAAAGGCCUGUUUUGUUUAUCCGUUGCCAUGUAUUUAGAGAGCCAGGAGUUCUACAAAGUAGUUUGGCUGCCAACUGUCAUUAACUGCCAUUUUUUCAAUGUAGUCUGGCUGCCCUUUGUUGCUAGUUGUUUGGUUCACACUACCUUGUUAUCUGGGGUGCACCACGAGGAGGCGAACUAGCAUCACAUACACAUCAAGAGCUUACACUGGCCCAAUGUCUGAUUUGUUCAACAUACACCACCGUCCUUGAAUGGCUGGGUGGGCUGGACAUUAACAUUUGAACUACUAUAGUAAAGGUUCCCCUGCACAUUCGUGCUAGUUGUUUCCGGCUCUAGGGGUGGUGCUCAUCUCCGUUUCUAAGCCAAAGAGUCAGCACUGUCCGAAGUCGUCUCCGUAGUCAUGUGGCCGGCAUGACUAAAUGCUGAAGGCACACGGAGCACUGUUACCUUCCCACCAAAGUAGUCCCUAUUUUUGUACUUGCAUUUUUUACUUGCUUUCGAACUAAGUUGGCAGAAGCUGGGAAAAAUAAUGGGAGCUCACUCCGUUACACUGCACUAGAGAAUCGAACCGCUGAACUGCCGACCUUUUGAUCGACAAGCUCAGCGUUUUAGCCACUGAGCCACCGUAUCCCUUGAACUACUAUUAAGUCCAUGUAUUUGCCAUUCGCUAAAUAAAGCAGCAAAGCAAACAUAGCUUGAGUUGUAAGGACUCUGUGAUUUAUGAUUCGGCUUUGUGUUAAGAAGCAGGAUUAAUUAGCCUUUGGAUCGCUUUUAACACUGUGAGGAGUCGCUAGUUAACUUUAUUUAACCUAAAGGCAUUUUUCCUUAGAGGAAACUCAAGAAUUUUAGUUCUCUGGAAGGGGACCUGGGAUGGGAUCUUUUAAUAGGGAGGCUCUGAGGGAAAAGUAAUGGCAUAUGUAUAUAAAUAAAAUUGCUAUAUAUGUUAACAUAUACUGUUAUAUUGUUAUAUGUUAACAUAUAACAAUAUUUCUUUAUUGCCAUCCAUACUUCCUUGGCCUCUUAACUAUUAUAAACAAAAAAACAUAAACGGUUAGAUUCAGGUAUUGGGAUUAUAUUCAUUAAAUGAAAGUUAAAUCAAAUUAUAGAGUUAAUGUAGAUAAUUAUUCAAAGUUAGAAAUGGGCUAUGAAUCAUUUACUGAUUUUGUAAAGUAUAUUUUCACUUUUUAUAAAGAACUUCUAGCAUUUUUUUUUAAAUAGAAGAAUAUAUCUAAGAUUGAAAUUGUACAGAGCAUUCUCAGAACUUUUUUCCAGAUUUUUAUCUGGUAUAUUUUUUCCAGACACUUUAUCUGGUAUAUUAGGUAGCUUAAUAUAAACCAUUUUUGAAAAUAUUAAGUACUUGCUUAGUUUCAUGGUAAUUAAUUUAAAAUUGUUUAUUUUAGGAUAGCCAUUAUAAAGGCAUUGGUAAAAUACUCCAUUAGCUGAGCUGCUUCUUUAAUAAUAAUAAUUAAUAAACAGUAUAUAACCACGGGAAAAAGUAUCUAGUUAUCCUCCACAGCUACGCCUGCCAUCAUCAAUGCACCUUCAUGAUUCGAUUUAAGAAUGACAUCAGCUUCACACUGGCCAUGAUUUACCGUAUUUUUCGGAGUAUAAGACGCACCUUAGUUUUUGGGGAGGAAAAUAAGAAAAAAGCUAAUUGGCGGAUGGAUCAGCCUCCCGGAAUACCCCCAAUCAUCUGUUCCCAGAGUUGAAUUUUAGCAACAGGUUCGUUGAUUGUGAGCUCUGUGCCUUGCUUUUUUUUUUUUUUUUUGGCUUAUUCUUCUGUCUCUGAAACUUCUGAAACUCUGUUUCAGAAAAAACUUUUUUUUCUGCCUCUAAAAGCCUCCAAAAUAGAGCUUCAGAAAAAAAGCCUCUGAAGCUGUUUCUGAGGCUUUUUUUCUGAAGCUCUGUUUGGAGGCUUUUUUGCUGAAGCUCUUAUCUUGAAAAGCAACACUAUACAUACUGUAAAGGCUAGGCAUGUAGUUAUUUAGUUAUUUAUGAAGGUUUCUCAGGGUUUUGUCCAUAAUUUAAUAUCUCGUACUGUAGAGCUGGCUUGAUUCCAACUUUAUCUACUGCAUGAAAAGGGAAGCUGUAAACAGGAAAGUGGAUGCAGUCCACACUGCUGUAAAAAAUUAUAGAGAACUAUUUGUUUAUAAAAAUACCCUUAAUGGGCAGUGUAAAGUGAGACGACUUGCUUUUAUACUGAAGGGAUGUUAGAUGGGAGUGGGCAUGCAUUUUUAGCAUUUAGUACAUUAAAAGUUUAGCAUUUAGUACAUAAAAAGUUUGGUUUAUAUAAAGGCAGCAUACACAAUGUUCUUGUUUCCUGUUUUCCCCAUAACAACAACCCUGCGAGAUGGGUUGGCUGAGUGAGUGAUUGGCCCAAAGUAACCUAGUUGGCUUUCCAUGUCUAAGGGAAUUUAUUAAGCCCAACACCAAACUGGUUGUAAAAAUAAUAAUUGCAAGUUGAAUCAGUUGGAAUGCAGUUGGUACUUACGAAGGACAUGUGGUUAAACACGAAGAGAUUGAGUCCAGAGUGCAUGGGGACUGAAUGAAUAAUUUAGGACUAAAAAAGAAGUAGAUUGGGGUAAACUGGUCCUACAGAACUAAUGAAAGAAGAUUAAAUCACAAAGAAAAGCAAAAAAAUCAGGACCGGGAAGAUUGUGUGUUGUGAUUUAUGGAAGCCCUGAGAUGAUAAAAAACAGUGAAAAUUAAAAAGAAAAAAAGAUAGUGUAGGAAGCAGAUCUAAACAUGAUGGAUAGAAGCAAGAAUAGUUUUCACCCUUUUUUUGUGGGGGGGCGAAAGAUGCAUCUUACACUCUGAAAAAUACGGUAACUAUGGUUUAUCCAAGAAAUUGAAAUAAUGUAACAACAAAAAAUUGUGUCCCAGAAAGAAUUGGUGCAGAAUACUGGUGAGGCUGCAGGUGAGCAGUUCUCAGAAUAAAAAAGAAAUCUCACAUCUCAAUUCUAUAUUAAUUAAACAAGAGACGGAUAGAAACUGGGCCUCCUGCCAAAAAGGAGGCACAAUACAUCAGCUUGAAGGUAGUGGAGGACAAUCAGCGAGAUAAAUCAGUGAAUACCUAAAUAUUGGGGCUGGUUUGGGGAAAAAACAGCAAUUGCCAAAAGUCUUUUGUGAUGACAUUACUGUUUCUUAUACAAUAAACUAACUUA